AUGCAAACUAUGUCUGUCCAAGUUGGUUCAGCAGCUCAACCACAAAAUGCUAAGCCAGAUGAAAUUGCUCGUAGGACAGCAAAUUUUCACCCAAGCAUUUGGGGAGAUCAGUUCAUCAAUUAUGAUGAUUCACAAUACUUGAUAACUCACGCUCAUAAGCAAGGACAGGUUGACGAACUGAAAGAAGUUGUGAGGAGGGAAGUAUUCACAACUAGUGCAGGUGAUCUUUCACAUCAGCUCAAACUAAUCGAUGCAAUCCAGCGCCUUGGCGUGGCAUACCAUUUCGAAAGAGAAAUAGAAGAAGCACUGGAACGCAUGCAUAAUACACUUCAUGACCAUGACAGUGAUGAUGAUGGUGAUCUAUACAAUGUUGCUCUUUGUUUUCGACUACUCAGACAACAUGGACAUAAUGUUUCAUGUGAUAUAUUCAACAAGUUCAAAGAUGAAAAUGGUAGCUUCAAGGAAAGCUUAAUUGCUGACGUGUCUGGCAUGCUAAGCUUUUAUGAAGCAACACAUCUGAGGGUGCAUGGAGAAGAUAUACUAGAAGAGGCUCUCACUUUCACCACCACUCACCUUGAGUCCGCAACAACCCCUUUAGAUUUCAAUCUUGUUCAGCCUUUACACAAAAAGGAGCUACAAGAGAUUACUAGGUGGUGGAGAGCACUAGACUUUGAAAGGAAGCUGCCAUUUGCAAGAGAUAGGAUGGUGGAGUUGUACUUUUGGAUAGUGGGAGUGUAUUUUGAGCCUCAGUAUUCUGUGGGGAGAAAAAUUAUGACGAAAGUGAGUGUCUUGCUAACGAUAUUGGAUGAUAUCUACGAUGCAUUUGGCACAUUUGAAGAACUAGUGAUCUUUACCGAAGCAAUUGACAGGUGGGAUCUCAAUUGCAGUAAUGAACUCCCUGACUACAUGAAAAUAUUUUACCAAGCACUCUUGAAUCUUUUCAAUGAAAUUGAGGAGGAGAUGGUCAAGGAAGGAAGAUCAUACCGAGUUCCUUACGCGAUACAAGCUAUGAAAGAUCAAGCUCGAUCCUAUUUCAAUGAGGCCCGGUGGCUCCACGAAGGACGAAUUCCAAGCAUGGAGGAGUAUAUGAGUGUUGCAACGGUUUCUAUAAGUUACACCUUCCUUACAACCAUCUCUUUACUUGGCAUGGGAGAUAUUGUAACGAAGGAGUCAUUUGAGUGGUUGCUCAAUGACCCCAAAAUUGUCAGAGCUGCAAACACCAUUUUCAGGCUCAUGGAUGACAUUGUUUCGACCAACUUUGAGAAAGAAAGAGGGCAUACUGCUUCCAGUGUUGAUUGCUACAUGAAGCAAUAUGGGGUCUCAGAGCAAGAGACAGUUGAUGUUUUUAAGAAACAGAUUAUGGAUUUGUGGAAGGACAUAAACGAGGAGUUUCUCCGACCAACUGCUGUGCCGAUGCCUGUGCUUAAGCGGGUUCUUAAUUUAACACGAGUGGCUGAUCUUCUUUACAAGGGGGAAGAUGGCUUCACACGUGUUGGGAAGGUCACGAAAGAUAGUGUUGCUUCAGUCUGUAUUAAUCCUGUGCCGCUGUGA
Molecule: messenger RNA, 1551 nt
Organism: Prunus armeniaca (apricot)
Lineage: Eukaryota; Viridiplantae; Streptophyta; Magnoliopsida; Rosales; Rosaceae
Source: the annotation of a GenBank genome assembly